This is a messenger RNA of Penicillium daleae, 1686 nucleotides long. Its product is annotated as NYN domain-containing protein. Gene Ontology annotation, molecular function: guanyl-nucleotide exchange factor activity; small GTPase binding. Gene Ontology annotation, biological process: protein import into nucleus. Gene Ontology annotation, cellular component: nucleus. The coding region runs from base 1 to 1686 and encodes 561 amino acids. The record is from RefSeq and is a predicted model, not a curated record. NCBI's taxonomy places the organism in Eukaryota, Fungi, Ascomycota, Eurotiomycetes, Eurotiales, Aspergillaceae. The transcript has 2 exons.
AUGCUCGCAACGAAGACCACCGAGUCGACCUCAAAUUGGGACUUCUCCCAGGUGCUUGACCUUAUCAGGUCUCCCACUUAUGAGGGAAACUCCGAUCUCGCUCACCAGACGGGUCUUCCCGCUGCUCCGUCCAGCGAGGGACAUCCUAGCCAAGACACCUCAUACGAUAACAGCAGUCGCACCGACGAGAUUAAACCCCAGCGGAGCGACCCAAAACUCGGAGACUUCGGCUUGAUUUGGGAUCUCCUCAGCCAGGAAGAGCCAUUUUCUCAAAAUGAUUCGGGGCCCGGAGAUACCCAGCAGCCUUUACUCGACCGACGCCCAGCUCUCCCAAUACCAAAGCGACCUCCACAUGAGGAACCGGUCAAAGAGAGAACCUCGACGCCCCGCAAAUCCGUCCCGGCACUCAAGACGUCGAACCCUCGAGUGACCAAAGAAACAAACUCAAAUCGAUCUCGUCCACUCCCGCCUUCCCCUCGUCAACAACCCCUCACGAUCCUAAGACAUGCUGCAGGCAGCUCUCCUACCAAGAGCAAUGUUACAGCUACAUUGCCUCUCCAGACUCCACCGACGGCAAUUGGCAAUACAGCCCAGCCAGCCGAUAUUCCCAAGCUCAACACCGGGGUCAAGCUUGCCAGAAAGGUUAUCAAGUCCAAUGUCGACCCCGAACCAAUACUCUCAGAGACCAGCACCGGUGCAGAGUCUGACUCGAGUACCGUCGUGUUCGACCAACCCAUCACCAAGAAGUCCGGAGUCCUGGCAUUCGUUCCGUCCCAAGUGGGCGGUCUCGACUCGCACGACGAUCGCGACGACACUCCGCCUUCAUCAUACGACGAGACAGACUGGACUCUGAACUCCGAUGCUGUUCGAAAUAUCGUCACUACUUCUGCGGGUAUCCGAGUCCUCCCCGCUGCUUACAAGACCGCAAAGGAGCGCCGAAUUGGCCUAGUUACGAAGCUUCUCCGGGAGUUCCCUGAGUACGCUCAGCUUGUAUUGCAAGUGGGGCGGUCUCCUUCAACCAAGAAGGGUGUUGAACCCCGCCCUAUCCAUGUCUUCGUUGACAUGUCCAAUAUCAUGGUGGGUUUCCACGAUUCGGUAAAAGUCUCGCGGAACAUUCCUGUCACAACCCGAAUCCGCCGGCUACACAUGUCUUUUGCCAACUUUUCUUUGAUCAUGGAACGAGGCCGUCCAGCUGAGAAAAGAGUCUUAGUUGGCUCGGAUCGACUGCCUUCCAUCACGGAGGCUGAACAACUUGGCUACGAAGCCAACAUUUUAGAUCGUGUGCACAAAGUCAAGCACACAACACCACGUCCAUCCAAGUUCCGAAAGGGCCCUGGGUGGACAACCCACCCCACGUCCGGGCCUGAAACGGUCGGCACCACUGGGGAUCGAUGGGUUGAGCAAGGUGUGGACGAAAUUCUACACCUCAAGAUGCUUGAAAGCAUCGUGGACACCGACGAACCGUCGACGAUUGUCCUGGCGACCGGCGAUGCCGCGGUCGCCGAAUUCUCUGGCGGAUUCAUGCGGAUGGUUGAGCGCGCACUGCAGCGCGGCUGGAAUGUGGAACUAGUCAGCUUCUCGCAAGUGACUAGUUAUGCGUAUCGGAACAAAGAGUUCCGUGCGAAAUGGGGCCAGCAGUUCCGCCUGAUUGAGCUGGAUCCCUAUGUGGAGGAGCUUUUUGAUUAA